Copidosoma floridanum is the source of this 1158-nucleotide messenger RNA. RefSeq names its product melanoma-associated antigen D4. NCBI's taxonomy places the organism in Eukaryota, Metazoa, Arthropoda, Insecta, Hymenoptera, Encyrtidae. The record is from RefSeq and is a predicted model, not a curated record. Gene Ontology annotation, cellular component: nucleus.
AAAAAACUAGCAUCAAUUUUUGCUUUCAGUCGUUUUUCUGCGUUGCAAAAGUUGGUUUUGUUCAAGUUUAGGUCGUGUCAACGUUAUUUCUCAUCAGACAAGAUCGAUAAAUGUUAAAUCAGUGUUGUCAUUCGCAUUUGUCCAAACAAAUAAGCCAGAAUGUCAUCGCAACGAUCACAGAAAAGAGCGGCAAAAGCUGGGCCGAGUUCCUCACAGAGGCCAGGAACGAGUUCACAAUUUAUUGUCGAAGAUGAGGAAGUUCUUCCCGCUUCCCAGAUAUCGCCGAAUAAAAAUCUAACGAAUCAGGAACAUGCCCACCAUGUCUCCAACGUUGUCAAGUACAUCUUGGGUGCUGAUCACAGUAAAAUUCCCAUUACAAAAUCUGCUAUUAGUAAAGCUGUGGACUGUCACAACAAGAAUUUCAAGUCCGUUAUCGAUCAGGCCAUAAAAAUCUUGAAAGAUACUUUUGGCUAUGAAGUUACCGACGUUGAUGGAAAACUGUUUAUUUACAACAGGUUGAAAAAUGACAUACCGCAUAUCGAAUACGAUGAAGAUGUUGCAAAUCGCCACGUACUCUUAUUUAUAAUCUUGUCACAUAUUUAUAUGAGUGGCGAUCGAUGCUCACAGGGUUCCUUAAUUCAUUUCUUGAUCAGACUUGGUAUCAUAACUGAUGAAUCGUCAAGAAGUGAGAUUUUUGGUAACAUCCUUGAGUUGAUGACAGGGGACUUUGUCAAGGAGAAAUACUUACAUCUUGAAAAGUCAGAAAAUUUAGAUACUGAUGAACCAGAGUACAGCUGGGGAAUGCGAGCUGAACUUGAACUACCACGGCGAACUGUCAUGGAGUUUGUAAGCAUGAUGUAUCGUGGAAGAAACAUUGACUCGUGGUCGCAACAGUUUGAAAAAAUGUUGCAGUCGGAAGGACGACUCAGAGAACGUGCCAACCCACGAGCAACCCAAAACGGCAGAGUGGAACAUAUGGAACAACAGUAGUAUGUCUUUUGUGUUUUAAGUAUUCCAAAAGUAUUAUUAUUUAUUUGUGAAUGUUGUAUCAAAAAAAAAAAAAAAAAAAAACGUAAUUCCAAAUUGUCAAUACAAACUAUAUUUUAUUCUUGAUAACUUUGUACACUAGACGAUAAGCGUUUUUAUGGAUUUGAAUAA